Molecule: messenger RNA, 1314 nt
Organism: Brassica rapa (field mustard)
Lineage: Eukaryota; Viridiplantae; Streptophyta; Magnoliopsida; Brassicales; Brassicaceae
Source: RefSeq, a predicted model, not a curated record
AUGGUGGAACGUCUACCAGGAGUAGCUCCUCCAAUCCGGAGGAGCAACCCCGACUCGUACACAGAUACUCCCUUCGCAGAGGAGAUCGCCUCAGUCGAGAUGCCUCGGAAAUUCUCCUUCCCUAGCAUCAAGAUGUACAAAUAUAAACAGAGGAUGCUAGCGGUUGCGCUCCCCAAGGAGGCCCGUGAAGCUACCAUGUGUAAAGGGUUUGGCUCCACUCUAAUUGGACCCGCCUUGCAAUGGUAUAGCAAUCUCCCUACCAGCUCCAUCUCUUCCUUUGCCGGUCUGAGCGACAAGUUCGUAGAACAAUUCGCGAGUAGCAGGAGCCUGGAGAAGACUUCAGAUGGUCUCUACGAGAUCCUCCAGCAUCGAGUAGAACCCCUGCGGGACUGCAUAGCCUGUUUCAAUCAAGAGAAGGUAGCAGUCCCUGAAUGCAGCAUCCCUACCGCAAUCUCUGCCUUCAAGAGAGGCCUACUUCCAGAUGGAGGGCUCUACAAAGAGCAAACCAUGUACCCUUGCAAAACCAUGGAGGAUGUGCUAUCCCGAGUGUGGGCACAGGUGAAGUGGAAGAGGACGUCGCUAGCUGCGCCAAGUCUCAACCCAACAGUAUCAGAGGUCCACCCGAUCAGACCGGGGAGACCGAGAAGAAAGAUCCUCCCAAAAGGGAUCCAAGGACUCCGGAAGCAGGAACCGGGGCAGAUGGGCCAACAGGUCAAAUGGCCCCCAAAGAUGAAAGCACCUGACUCAUUCCGGAACCCGAGACUCUGGUGCGACUUCCAUCGCGAUCACGACCACAAAACUGAAGACUGCGUCGCCCUGAAGAUCAAGGUCAACGAAAUGCUCCAAAAGGGACAUCUCCGAGAAUUCCUUUCAGAGAAAGCCAAGGCUCAUCUUAGCAAAGAAGCAUCAGGGAAAUCCAAAGGAGACGCAUCAAGCUCACCACCUCGCCAGGACCGGGUGAUUCAUGUCAUCUCAGGAGGCUCUGAAGUAAGUGGCGUGAGUCAUGCAGCUGCAAAGAAGAGCACCCGUAAUGCUAAACACGGCCUGGAGACUGCUCAACCUAAAACCCUACUUCUAGGUACCGACGAGAUAAGCUUCACAGCCAAGGAGCAAAAGAAGAUAUUAGCUCCCCACCAUGACGCUCUAGUUUUCUCUCUCACCAUAGCGAACUGUUUGGUGAAAAGAAUACUAGUAGACAACGGGUCCUCCAGCAAUAUCAUCUUCCUGACAGCGUACCAAGACCUAGGGUUAGAGGAGAAUACCCUGACGCGCAAAGUAACUCCACUCAUCGGGUUCAGCGACGAGGUCAAUUGA